AUGGACGUCCGAGUCAAGAAUGAAGAGUCGGAUAACCCAGUAAAGGUUGACGAAGCCGACGUUCCGAUCGACAGGGGAGAGCAAGAUGUCCAAGUAAAAGCGGAGGAGGAGGUUUCCGCUCUCACCCCUCCAUCACCCUCCCAGCUGCGCUGCGCUCUUUCGGUAGGAGCCUCGAGGAUAUCUCCACGAUACCAGAGAUCCUCUUCCAACCUGCCAAUGCAGCAGACUACUGCCCGCCCCGCCAGGCUGGCUGUUCACAGCAACGCUUCUGCCAAUGCCCCCUCGGCCGUUUCGGCCAAUCUCAUGGCUUGUCAAGGUCAAGCUCAUGCUUCACUCCCUGCCCCCUCUUCGGCUUCCGGAUCGGGAACAACAACCAACUUGCCUCCUACUAGAAGCUCUGGAGUUCGUCAACUUGCCACCACGAAGCUGCAGUCUUUCGCCGUCAAGACAAAGUCAGUCUCCAGGCAUCAGCCAGAAUCACGUUCGGGUCCCAACCUGAUUCUCGACUUUUUGGCUAUCCCGCUAUCUACUCCUCCGUCGCAAUCCGACCAGUACAUUCAUGGCGGACGUAGACCCGUUAGCCCCAUGAAGACGAUGAAGCCCAUGACUGGGCCGGUCCAUCCUGUUGCCGCGCCCUUCUGCAAGGAGACCCGAGCUAGGCUCGACGACAAGCCUCAUGAGGACUGGAUCUACACGACUUCGACCGGGAGCAUCAAGAAGCUGCCUCAGCUGGGCAGCUGUGGCCCUUGGCAAGUUUCUCUGCCUUCCAAGAUGGACACCGCUAUUCACAUCGACCCUUAUAUCGAUCGACUGAGCCAUCUCCUAAAUGUCCAGAUCGAAUCUACCAAAUCUCCCCCCUCAAUCCACGUCAAACUCUUCAAGUCUCAGCUCGCUGAGCAGGCGAAGCACUCGUACUUGCUCGAAGAGCACACAGCUAUGAAAUGGAAGGCCUGGGCGGUUCUAGCUGCUUGGGUCGACCACUUGGUUCGACGCGGCGCCCCGCCAGCCAUUCCUCCAAUUGACCUGGUGAGCUUUGUGAGAAACAAGCUUCUGGCAGAGGGCCGCCGCGCAAGGGAAACCGCAGUAGACCUACUGCACGACCGGCAGGGUGUUGUGCUGCUCCCCAAGGGACAUGGCACAUUGCAGAUGCCGAGACUGACUCCUGCUGACCUUAUACCACUGUCUAAGCCGUCUCCGCCUGGUACCCGGAAACCUAGUCUGAUGCCGACCAAAAGACUACCGCAGGCCUCCAAGUAUGGGCACAAGCAUCUGCUCACUGACGAUUCCAGCUCGAGUUCGAGCUCAGACUCAAGUCCGGAAGUUCAGGCAAAGCGCCUGCGUCAUAGGAACUAA
Colletotrichum graminicola M1.001 is the source of this 1353-nucleotide messenger RNA. RefSeq lists its product as uncharacterized. NCBI's taxonomy places the organism in Eukaryota, Fungi, Ascomycota, Sordariomycetes, Glomerellales, Glomerellaceae. The record is from RefSeq and is a predicted model, not a curated record. The coding region runs from base 1 to 1353 and encodes 450 amino acids. The transcript has a single exon.